ACAUUAAAUAGCAUUUUUUGCUUAACUGCAGACUUGCAGUCGUGUCUCGUAGUCCUUGUCAUAAGAUGGAUAUGCUCCAAGGACAGGUGCUUGUGAACAAGCAACGACAAUCUAUUUCAGCUGAAGUAGCUCUUCAGAACAAGGAUAUUAUUUGCUAUUACUUUUCAGCUCACUGGUGUCCUCCUUGUCGUAUGUUUACUCCAAUACUGGCAGAUUUCUAUAGAGACUUGCCUGAUGAUGGAGUAGAAUGCAUCUUUAUCUCUUCAGAUCGCAGUGAAAAUGACAUGAUGCAAUACAUGCAAGAGUCACAUGCUGAUUGGCUUGCUACACCAUGGGGAAAUCAACUUUCAGCGGCUCUAAAAGCAAAGUAUAAUGUCAGUGGAAUUCCUUGCCUUGUUGUGGUUAAGAAAAAUGGAACUGUUAUCACCAAGGAUGGAAGAAGCGAUGUUCAUCGCCUUGGUACCGGUUGUCUUCAACAAUGGAGAAAAUAGUCCCAUCAGACUGCAAAAAAUAAUGUCAUCACAUACCCUUCUCUCCAACCAAUAGCUGUAUACCAAUUUCACUAUGUACUAUAUAAGGAAUCGGUAUAUGCAAUCAAAUUGUAUGUCGACAAACUGUCCCCAGAAAUCAAAGCUUUAUAUUAAAAAGUGUGUGCUUUACCAAUACCAGUGAUUACUACUGAACUAUUCAACGAUAUCUAAUCUGGUGAGCUACGCACAAUCGACAGCAUCCAUGGUUUUUGAAGACUACCAGUACACAUCGUAUAUAGAGUCCGAAAAUUCAUAACCCUUCCCGAAUGUAAGUGUUGAGAAAUAAAAUCCCCUUUCUUUAUA
Daphnia carinata is the source of this 833-nucleotide messenger RNA. Its product is annotated as nucleoredoxin-like protein 2. Gene Ontology annotation, biological process: photoreceptor cell maintenance; sensory perception. The record is from RefSeq and is a predicted model, not a curated record. The transcript has 5 exons. Bases 66 to 491 code for a protein of 141 amino acids. NCBI's taxonomy places the organism in Eukaryota, Metazoa, Arthropoda, Branchiopoda, Diplostraca, Daphniidae.